This is a messenger RNA of Seriola aureovittata, 1439 nucleotides long. It is a transcript of the gene dnaaf19, whose product is annotated as coiled-coil domain containing 103. Lineage: Eukaryota; Metazoa; Chordata; Actinopteri; Carangiformes; Carangidae. Gene Ontology annotation, cellular component: outer dynein arm. The coding region runs from base 747 to 1016 and encodes 89 amino acids. The transcript has 3 exons. Gene Ontology annotation, biological process: epithelial cilium movement involved in extracellular fluid movement; determination of left/right symmetry; inner dynein arm assembly. The record is from RefSeq and is a predicted model, not a curated record.
AGAUCUCUGAUUCACCUUCUGUCUCUGGCUCCUUCCUCGUCACUUCCUGUUUCUAACCAGCUGUCUGUUCUGAUUCCAGUGUGUGGACCGGGGUCAUAAACAUGUAAACAGGGAUAGAUUUUUAUAUUUUUAUAUAUAUUUUUACCAUAAUUUUACAGUUUGUUGAACCACUUGCAACACGUUCGCGGCCCCACAGUGGGCCCCGGGCCACAGUGUGGGAAUCACUUUAAAAAAUACCCACAAAAAAAAAACUAACAUCAGUUAAAGUUUCACUUUACUUUGAAUACUUUCACUUUACCUGCGUCAAACACUUUUACUUUGGAACUACAUGUGUUCAACCGUUGAACUACCGUUUUCCUGCGCACAGGCGUACCGCAGCGCAGACUGUAUUACUCCGCAGAUCAGCUGUGUGAGUCACACAGAGCUGAACGGAGGUGGACGUGUGAAGUAAUACAGACAGCAGGUGGUUUACACACCUGGACUGUGUCAGACUGUGACGCUGCUGGACUCAGAGACCUCAAGUCCAGGUGUCAGGUCCGGCGCAGACACGUCUCUUUAUUUAACGUUGAAUCCGGACAGAGACGAAGAGACAGACUGAGUCACUCUGCUCAAAAGAACUGCACUGCGCAGGCGCGGUCCGGUAGCCAGUUGUCAUGGAGACGGUUUGUUGUUACUGACCCGCAAAGAGGCUGGAAACACCUGAACACACAGACCGAGAACACGAGUAGAUAAAACUAGUGCAGGUGAUGGCGAUGUCAGAGCGUGAUGUCAUCGACUUCUCGGCGUUGGAGCGCGAGCUGCAGGCGGCGGUGGAGUCUGAGCGGAAACACCAGAGAGAGAACGAGGCCAAACUGAGAGCAGUCAGCCAGGGAGUCGCCUCCUACAGGGAGUUCAGGGACCUGGUCUUGACCUGUCACCUGAAACCUCUGGACAAGAAGGACAAAGACAGAGCUCCACGGAAACAACCCUGUAACCCUGUUGCCCCGAGCAACGCGGAACCAACAAGCCAUUGUUAAUCCUAAACUUCUUUACUGUUAUCUCAUUUAAAACAUGUUGCUGUCCUGGAAAACCUUGUUUCUCCAGCACUUAAAAACUUUCCAGGAGCUUUCAACUCAGUUCUGGAAGUUUUCCUGCAGUGACUCAGUGUGAGCAUCAGGUGGAGCUGGAGGACAGGCACUGCAGCUCAGCUCUUCUCAGUCUGUGUGAAUGGGAGACAUGUUUUAUAUGAACUGAAGACACCCAGGACAGAGACAGAGACAGUGCUGAGUCUGGGUUUUUCAAAAUAAGACACAACAACCAAAUGAAUGCAAUGUAGAAAACAACAUGCAGCUGUCAGAUGACAGGAAACAGAAGGGUGAAUAUUUACUGGUUAUUAAAGUAUUUUCUGUUUGUGUUUAAUAAACUGACGAUCCUUCAUUAAUGAACUGACUCUGUUCAAA